AUGACAUCACCUCGGUUAAGUUUGCGCCGUAGCCUUGUCUCUCCAUCAUCAACAUACUAUGAGGUCCCACUUACCGUCUUUUCGAGCGACCCAACCGAAAUUACCGAGACAUUCAAAACGAUGCCCCCAGCCACUGUCUUGGUAUGGCUUCUCACUCCUUCCAGUGAAACAACAAAGGGAAUCACAAUUUCUAUUAAAUACAACACACUCAUUACACAUCACACGAUUUACAAAGAAAAUGUUACUGCCGCCCUCAUCAAAAAGAGAAUUCCCGAGAAAAAGAACACCUCCGAAAUUGUUGUAUCAGUCAAAACAAAAGGCGUGACGUCCAACGCAAUUCGUUCUGCAAUAACACUUUUCCAAUUGUACCAACAGGUUGUCCAGUUUCUCAUGAAAACGAUAUUCUUCUCGGACAUCCCACCUAUUAAUAAAACUCCCGCUAUAUACCCCGAACCAACAUCGCCCAGAAUCAUAUUUCAAAACAUCCCAGGGAUUAAGAGGAUCGAUUUGGACGAAGAAAACAAUUGCUUGAUAUUUCUGAACGAGAAGCUGAAGGUUGUCGACAAAUGCGAGACAACCGACAACGCCGUGAAAACUAUUAAAAAGUUUAUUUCACAGAUUGAGCGCAUCCCACAGACUCCAAAGACGAUUACAACAACAAUUUCCACAUUGCAGAGGGAGAAAGUUGAUUUGAAGAGCUUUGCGGGGAUGUUGCCGGAACUUUUGAAAAGUACGUGCGAUGGUGGGGAUAGAGAUACAAUUAAUGGGAUCAUCAGUGUCAUCUCAAAAGUCUUGAAUGAGAAUGUUGGAGAGGAAAAGGUAGUCAUCCGAGUGUUGUUUGAUCAUAUACGAGUCCACCCGGUGUGUUGUGGGAUCUAUAAAAUCUGUGGGCCACUGAUCGACAUGUUUCCAAAUGUCUUCCACCCCCUUUUUCAGACUGAAAAGCUUGGCGGAUUGUUAGCGACGAAACUUGGGCGAAUCCAUCAGAAUGUAUUUGGCGAGUAUGUCUUUCAGGAGAAGCCAUUUGCGCAGUUAAAGGUCGUGUUAGUUGUGGACGAGGACUCGAAGUUCAAUUUGGAAGAGUACGACAAAAGCACACCGACGAAGCAGAGUAAACGACGGUCGAUAUUCUUUGGAACAAAUACGUUUCCGGAGCCUGACACGUUUGUAAGAAGACAAAGCAGAGUGUUCCAGAGAGCUAUUACACCCCGGCCGACGCAACGAGAAAUACCAAAGUCGCCCCAACAAGAGGAAGUUUCGUCGAGGAAUGAAAUGAAGUUGGAAGCGAAACGGUUAGCGCAGAGUGUGUUUAUAGAGAGUCUUCCUUAUAUUCUCAAAGUCGACAGGACAAGUGUGAAAAUCAAGCCUGACCCUGUUGUCGUGGAAGAAGUUGAAGGAGAUAUUCAGUAUAAAGAUGGGUUUGCGGAUGUCAAGGAAGUGAUGAAAUUUGUGAAGGAGAAUAUUGUAGCGGAACCGCCCAAUAUUGAGUUGAUGAAGCAAAUUUGUCAAUUGUUGUUGUCGAGUGCGUCGAUGGAGUAUAACGACAUGUUUCUGAAUAUCAUGUACUCGCUUGAGAAUUACUUCAAGCAUUGUUUUAUAUCGAAUCAAGAUAAUUUAAUGGUGGCCGUACUUGUGAAGUGGGAACUUAUUGUGGAGGAAUCGCUGACUUUUAACAUCGACUUUUAUCGGAAACUCUUGAAGAUCUUGCGCGUCUACAUGAAAAUAGCGAAAUAUCAGUCGUAUGGACUUGGACUAUCGGAGAAGUUCUUGUUACCGAUAUCGUCAGCAUUGCAACGCCCGUCGACGGAAUGUUAUUUGGACAUGCAAUAUGAUUUGUUGAUUGAGCUGAGCAAUACAUUUGGCUUGUUUAUUGAUAAACACUUGACGGAAACCCAUGCAGUCCACGCGAUUCAAUUGAUGUAUUCUCCGGGAGAAAUUGGGAAGUUGGCGCUGAAUUGUAUUCGCCGGUAUUUGAUCGACUGGGAUAAGGAAAUUGCGAAUUACCAAGAGAACGUCAAUCGCAUUUUGGGCAAAAAGAAAGAUCUUUCGAUCGUCUACUUUCUUGUGUUGGUGAGACUGUUGCAAACGUUUGAUCAGAAGAAUUUGCCGAAUAACACGAAUUACACGGCAGUACAAAAUGUUAUAGAGAGUCUUGUGUUGCCCCCGAAUGGACUGUUGUUCAGAUUUUUGCAAGACGAGACGGGGAUAUUUGGAGUGGAGGCGAAGGUCACAGCGCUGUCGUUUUUCACGCACUUUUUUGCGGUCAAUGCGCCGAUCAUUCGAAGGAAAACGGUGAUCAAUGAAUACACCCGUUUUGCAUAUAAAUUGUUCAUUAAAAUCUAUUACAAGAACGUGUGGACACAAGACGACAUUCGCGUGUUAAUAGGAGCGUUAAUGAUGUUGAAUGGACUUGCGUCUCAUAAGACGGAUUACAGUCGAAGAGCGUUUUACAGACUUGGUCUCUUCUCGUUGUUACUCCAUGAAGUGAUGUUAGAGUUCAACAUGUCAUGGAACAACAAUGGGAAAGAGGAGGAUGAAAUCUUUGACUCGUUCAAGGAGAAAAUUGAGAAACCCAAAAUUGAAACGAAGAGAGAGCCGCGAACUGUUGGAGGGAAACGGAUUGUGAAAGCGAAUAUACCACGUCUGUGUGUCACCGGCAGUCCGAACAAAAUCUUGUCACCCCGAAGACAAUUUACAGAAGAGAAAAAGAAGGAAGAGAAUGGGAUGUGCUCGCCGGGGAUUACACAGAUAUCUCCACGGAUCUUACUUGAAACGAAAGGAAAGGGAACUGUUGCUGGAGGACACAAACAAUCGAAAUCGACGGCACCGGGAGAGAAGGCGGAGGAGAAAUCAUAUGACAUGGAUAACUUGGUUACCCCUCCUAUAAUUUUGAAAGAGUCUAAAACGCCGAAAAGACUGUCAUUUUCUAAAACUAAUGUUCCAUGCAAUUCACCAGAUAACUCCGGGUCGAGCAAAUCAAGUCUGAGAACAUCACUGGAAGUUGGAGCGGAGAUUGGGAUUGAAAAGGACGACGCGAGCUCGACAACACCGAAAACGCCUGAGCAAUCGCCAGCACCUUCUGUGACAUCGGAGAAGUCGAACGAGAUGAACGACUUAAGGAGUUCCUGUAUGUUUGGGAAGGAAGAUAUGAAAGCGAGUGAAAAGAAGGGAAGUGAAACUGUGAGUUCUAAAGAAGAUAAAGUUAUAAAAGUGGGGAAAGAGAUGUUGGGAGAUAAAAUUGGUAGUGAAAGUGAUAAAAUACAAGAAACGGAGAAGGGGAAAGGGAAAGAGAGUGAAGAGAAUAAGGAAAAGGCUCCCGUGAAUGAAGGGUCGAAAGCGAAAGAACCCGUCUUUGUCAAACCCAUAGUGAAGAAAAGACGACCACCCCCUUUAAAAAUGGUUCCCAUUUCUAAUAUGACCAUCGGACAACAAAAGGCAGACUCCAUCUCAGAAUCGACAUCACCCGACCCGACUAACACGAAUCCAGCAAAACAAAGUGGUCCAUUGACGCAAGUUGAAAAGAAGUUUAAACAGACGGGGAAGCUCCAUUUGAUUUUGGAUAAAAUGAUGUUGGAAGGAGGAAAGAAAGAACAAAAAGUUGAUGAGAAUUCACUGGAGAGCAUGAGAAAGGUGAGACGAAUAUAUAUGAACGAGGAGGUCCACAAACAGAUUGUACUGUUGCUUUUGAAUUUGAUAGUCAUGGAAAACGGAGUGUUGGACCCGAUGUAUACCGAUCAGUUCCCAGACUUGAAAGGGAUGAAAAACUGCUUGUUCAUAUUGACGUGUCACUUGGACCACCCCCUUAAUGCACACAUUGCAAAGGAACUUUUUUGUCAAGUCCAACAGAACGAUGGUAUUCGAGAACUUCUACGCCUUCUGUCGAGACAAUUUUUUGAUGAGACGAAGUACUCAGUUAUUAAAGUUAUUGGGGAGGGGGCGUAUGGUGUGUGUUCUGAAGCGUUAGUCAAGUAUGGGAGUGAAGUUACACUGAACCACGUGGUUAUCAAACAAAUCAAAGUGUCGGAGUCUCCGAAAGCAAGAAGUGUGUUGCACGAUAUCUUUAAUGAAAUUUUGAUACUGGAGAGGUAUUGCCGAGAUCAACGUGUUUCGCAUAUGUUUGAAUAUGGAUAUUCUGAUGGGUAUUAUAACAUCGUUCUGUAUCAAUACUUGUCGUCUUUGGGAUCGUGGAGGAGAAAUUUGCCGCCAUCGAAUUCGAACGUGAGGAUACACUUAUUACUGAACAUUUACAAAGAGGUUCUAAGAGUGUGCCAAGUACUGAACCAACGAAUUAUCCACUACGACAUCAAGUGCGAGAACUUCUUGAUUGAGCCACUUCCUGGUGUAUCUCUGGACGCUGUAACGAACCCGCAAACAGAAAUUCCGCCAUUCAGAUUGUGCCUUGCGGACUUUGGGGAGGCCUGUGUGUACAGAAACGAUAAGGAAGCGAACGCGACAAGACAUCGAGGAACCGAGUCGAUUAAACCACCUGAAAUGCUAAAGAUGGACUUGCAAUCGGAGAUCCCAGUGAAUGCGUCGUGUGAUAUUUGGGCGCUUGGGUGCUUGUUUUAUGAGUUGUUUACGAGCAAGAUGUUAUUCUGGAUUGC
Messenger RNA from Entamoeba invadens IP1, 4604 nucleotides. RefSeq lists its product as hypothetical. The transcript has 2 exons. Lineage: Eukaryota; Evosea; Mastigamoebida; Endamoebidae. The record is from RefSeq and is a predicted model, not a curated record. Gene Ontology annotation, biological process: protein phosphorylation. Gene Ontology annotation, cellular component: cytoplasm. The annotation marks the transcript as partial. Gene Ontology annotation, molecular function: protein serine/threonine kinase activity; ATP binding.